UAUGUAUGUUAAAAUAGUUGGUUAUUUGGAUGAGCAAAUUAAGUAAAUGGAAUGUUAAUCUCGUACGUAGUAUAAGUAUCAGUGAAUAUGGAUCUAGAAGAAUUCGCGAGUCUUCAACUGGAUAAGCCUUUGCCUGACACAAGGGUACGUAUUACUUUUUUCUAUGUACAUUACUUUGUUAAAAAUAUUGAAUACUUUCUCAAGAAUUGCCCCUUUUCUAAUUAGGACGAAGAGCAAUUAAGAAAACAUACUCUAGACAUUAACUUAGAAAAGAAGCCUAUAGAAAGGGCGCUCCAUCUUCUUACGUAAGUACGUUAGAACGUAACCUUAACUCGAAGGAAUUAAUAUUAAUUGAUUUUCAUUAAGAAAAUUAAGAUUAAUACCAAGUAUCAAAAGAAAUUUAGCAUUAUAAUGGAGUUAUUAAUGAAAUAUACAAUUUGGUAUAUCGAAUCACGUCUCUCGGAUUAAUAUUUUAUAAACGUGGACUAAAAAGCAAUAAGAAAGAUUUAAUUCGUAAAAGAUAUUCAUUUAUCUCGCGUAGAUAAACCAGACGCAACGAAGACGAACCUUCGUCAGAUCGUAUAAAACGCGCUUCCUCGAAGGAUUGCACAAGGUGAAUAGUUUUGAUGUGCAAGCAUUCGUAUCUGCGUAUCGGAGAUAUUUAAUAAAUUUUCAAACGAAUUCGAUUAACCGCGUAUUAUAAUCUUGAUAUUGACUUUUAUCGAUAUAGCACACGAAGCUUCGGUCGAAAUAAUUAUCGAUGAAAAGGAUGAAUUAAAAUUAGAAAUGAAAAUUUCUUCAAAGAGGAAAAGAAAAAGAAAUCGAUAGGAUUGUAAGAAACAGUUUAAUCGGUAAUAGUCGUUAUUUCUUAUUACGUAAGCUCCUCUCCCACUUAUUGUUAGAAGGAGGAAUCUGUCACAUCAUUUACUACAUAUGAUUAUCUACGCAGUACGACUUCGAUAACGUUCGGUUAUGUUCGACUUUUCUCGUGAAUCGGCGCUACAGAAGUGUCUGAUACGACGAAGGAGGAGGCAGUGCGGCUCGCGAGUCACGACGGCCGAAUACUACACAGUGCUGUUUAUAUUGUUCUAAGAGUGGGUGUUAGUUGUUUUUUCGUUCAUUCAUUCGUUCGUUCGUUCGUGCGUUCGUUCGUGCGUGCGUUCGUUCGUUCGUUCGUUCGUUCGUUCGUUCGUUUGUUCGCUCGCUUGCUUGUUCGUUUCAUACCAUUCUUUUCUUAUUUGAUUUACGGAGAACGCAACAUCAUGAGAAAGGAACGCUGCAUUUUCCUUUCUUAUGGACUGGACGAAGAAGAUGAUAUUCUAAAUGAGAGCACAUCCGAUUCGAAAGGAGAAGAAAUCCAAAAGCUUAGCGUUAUACAAAAUUUACCAAAUCUUUUAGCUACGGACGCGCAAUCAUGUAUGUCAAGAGUAGUUCCCAAAAUGCAACAAACUCUCCCUACUGCUUCUACAGAAUUUCAUAUUGCUGCUUCGUCGACAUUCAAAACUAUAUUAGAACGAAAGCUUAUCAGCCAUACUAUCUUUAGUCAAACAUUCCUACAAAGUAUAUUGAACUCGCUUGAAAGUCGUGAUCCAGUGAUCUGUCAUGCAUGGCUGGAGACAUUAUUGGAUGUGAUAGAGUUAAUGCCAAUAGAAGUCAUAAAAACACAGAUUCUUCCAAUGGCUAUAAGUAAAGGACAACUGUCACAACCAAUUUAUUGUAGGAUGAUGUGCAGCAGAAUAUUAGGAAAAAUUUGUACAAGAUUUAGUUCCGAUAUGAUAUAUAAAGAAGUCCUACCAACAGUACAGUCCCUUUGUCAAGAUGUGAAUAGUGAAGUACGAGCUAGUAUUUGUUUGCAACUACGUUUUGUUGCUGAGGGUCUUGGUACUGAAUCUUUAAAAUCUGCUCUGCUACCAUCUCUUGUAGAAUUAGCAAGGGAUGAGGAAAGCAACGUACGGUACUCAUCUGUGCAGACAAUAGUAUACUUGCUACCUCAUUUUCAAGAUGAUACAAUAAAAACCAUCAUAUCUCCACUUAUCAAAAAAUUGUGUGAAAGUGCUAGUAAAUUAGAAGAUAAUGUGAUAUGUAUAAUUGCUCAAGAAUUUGGAAAGCUUGUUCUUGGUUUAGAAAAGUACCUAUCAGCUGUAGAAAAAUCAUGGUUCUUGAAGUAUUUUCAACAACUUGCACAGAUGGGUAUUCCGACUAUGAGGAAACAAAUUAAACCAGACCUUCCUUUACUUGAUAAUAAUUCUGUUGAUUAUGAAAGAUGUUUGGAAUGUCGACGAUGUUGCGCAUUUAAUCUACCUGCUAUGUUCAUCUUUACAUCAGCUUCUGCAGAAGACGUGGAUUCUUUACUCUCCACUCUUAGUGCUUUAACCAAUGAUUCUUAUUAUAUAAUUAGAAAAACAGUUGCAGGUGGAAUCCACGAAGUUGCAAAAAUAUUAGGAAUGAAAAGUGGCAAAAUCAAAGCUGAUUUCGUAAAAUUGCUAAAAGACGAUCCUGAGGAAGUAUUACAAAAAUUAGUUCCAAACAUAUCAUCAACACUUGAAUCUUUAGUUCAAAGUCAAAUUAUUGGAACAGAUAAAGUGGAUUCUACCUUAAUGGAAAUAGGCAGGGCUUUGUUGAAAUGCGAAGCAGAAAUUGCAGCUACAAAUAAUUGGAGACUGGCUUCUACUAUGCAUGCACAACUUGAAAUAUUACCCAAAUGUUUUCCCAGUGACUUUAUAUUUUCUUAUUUUGUACCAAUGAGUUCAUCUAGAAUCUUGCUUGCAAGGCCAUUACCAGUACGUCUUGCCGCUGGAAAAUUGCUUCUUGUCUUUCUACGGUACAAUACUAAGCUUAUCCAAAGAGCAGAACUUCGAAAUAAAAUCAAUGUUGAACUAGCUAAUAAUCCCGAUUGUUAUGUGAGAAUGAUGUUCGUCCGUAUGAUGGUAGAAGCAUUGACCAUGUAUUCUUCUACUUAUUUUAAAGAACACUUUUUUACUAUGUUAUUAAAUCUUAUUGAGGAUUCUGUAGCUAAUAUCAGAUUAAAAGUAGUGUCUUUAUUACCCAUUUUAAAGAGUCAACUUUGGAUACCUACAGAUAAAAAAUUAUUGACAGCAUUAGAAACAAGAGUCAGACAUUUAAUGAACACUGAAAAGGAUAAAGAUGUAAUAGCUACGUUAACGAGCGUUAUUCAGAAGUUAGAACAAACGGAUGUUAAAUAUGAGAGGCAGAGUACUUCAAGUAAAAUAACUAAGCAAGAUUUAGAAGAUGCUAGAAAAUUAGAGGAAGAAAAAAAGCUAUUAAGUUUGAGCUCUGGAAAGACAGCUGUUUCUACUGGAGCAACUUCGAAAAAAAUUAUCAGUCCUCCUGUACGAGGACGAGUAGUAGAAGGAACAACAAAGACAUUAGCACAAUCUCGACCGAAAGUAGAACAGUCUCCGCAAUCGGCUAAAGCACAUAAUAUAACUAAGUCGCCACCUGUGAAACAUAUUACAACUCCACGGCAUACACCAGAAACUUUAAAAAGCAGUAUUUCUAGCAACAACUUAACAAGAGAUUGGUCUAACAAAAUGCACCUGAUACAGUAUCUGGAAAGAAUGGGUCAAUCCUCUUCAACCAUUAAUGUAUCCUCUUUAUUUAGAUGGCCACAUUUGUGUGAUCUUGAACAUAAGGGAUUCACAUCUCAUUAUUGUACAUGUUACAAUAUAGAUCCGCAACACUUAUAUCCUAGAAGUGAACUAAAGCAAGAUAUUCUAAAAAGUAUCCUAACAACAGAUCCUUGCUCACAAAAAGCUUCUACUAACAUUGUUGUCAGUGAUAAAACCCCAGUCAUUGCAAACUUUCCUAUGAAUUAUAACAACUCUUGUUGGGCUUCUAGUUCUGUGCAUGAGAUACCUGUAACGCUGUCAGACAACGAGUUCCUAGUGGAUGCAGGUAUUAGAAUACCAAAACUUUCUUCACCCAAAAAUACACCAAAGUGUCCAGUGGAAAACUUAAAAGUAGCCAUUACAAGAAUGAAAAGAGACUCUGAUGGGGAGCAAUCUUGGAGAAGCACUGCAAGUUAUAAAGGAGUAGAAUCUAAAAGACAUUCUUCCAUCGAAUACGAGGACCAUACCAAACCAAUCGCAAAUACGACUGAUCAAUUGAAAACUAUACGUUCUAUGGAUUAUGAAGAAGGUUUAAGACAUCGGAAUAUGUUAAAGGAAAAUUCGAAUGAGCAAUUAAUCGUUAACUCAGAAUCGAGAACUGAAAGGUAUUCAGUAUUUCGUCGUAAAUUAAGAUUUGGAUUUGAUGCGAAUCAAGGAAGAUCUAUAGAUGACAAAGCGAAGAGAAAUUCGUUAAUAUUAUACAAAGAUAAAACAAAAAUUACCCAACCCAAAUGUGGAAUAGAAACUCUUAAACGACAUUCUAUGAAUUCUGGUUUGAAACACCCAGACUAUUCUAAGGAUUCUAAACAAAAGUUUAAACGACAUAGUUUAGAUAUGACAGAUUAUUUUGGUCGAAAUUUAAGACGAUAUUCAACUUUGGAUGUAAAUCAUAAUCAAGGAGUUAGUAAAAUUCCCCUAAGAGGUAUUGUAGUAUCAGGUAGUAAAACGGCACCAACUACUAGAGCUUCCAGUCCUGUUUCUUUAGGAUCUGUAAUCAGAUUUAAUAGUGAAGAGAUUGAAGAUGUCCCAAGUUCUACUACCGAAAGGCAUUUAACAAGAAGUUUGAGUAAUGAACAACUCAAUAAAAUACGUCGUAUACUUGUAUUUUCACGUAAUACACCAGUUAAUACAACCGAGCUACAAUGUGGUGGAUGUUGAUGAUUCGAAGAAACACAAGUUAACUUGAUGGAAGAUUACGCUUGAAUCAUGAAAGGAUCAAAAUAUAUAAUGCAAUUCUGUCUUUAUCAAUCUUGCUUAAAAUACUGCUAUUUAUUUUUGUACAGAUUUAUCAUAUGUAAUGACUUUGUGCCAGAGAAAAAUAUCUAGUAUAUGUAUGAAAAAUCAAGUUGAAACAUAGCAUAGAAAUGAGCUUGUGCAGAUAUAUAUAGUACUUGUGUAAAUGGAUGCAUAGAACAUUUUGUUUUUUACUUUUUACAACUUUAAAGACAUACUUAUACAUUUUACUUACUUUAAAACUUGCAGAAACAAAAUUCUUUCAUAAGCAGAAAAAUGUGUCUAUUACUUAAUAUUAUUUUAAAAUUGAUAAAAGAUAAAACUGAUAAGAGAUUAUUAUUACGAAAAAAUUAUUAUAUAAAACUAUUACAUUUUGUAAAUUUUAAAUUAUUAUUUUCUCGAAAAACGAUGUUAUAUGCAUUCAUCUCUCAAUUACUUUAUUUCAUCGUAAAUAUUUAUAUAUUAUUAUUUUCUUUUGUUAGAAAAUAUUUUUUAAAACCAUUACAUAUAAUGAUUAGCUAUUCUCUCGUUCUUAUAAAAUGAUUUAUUUUGAGAAUUUGCUCUGUAUUAGAAAAAAGAGAAUCUGUGAUCAUAUAAAAUUAUUUAAAAAAAAGAAAUAAUGAAGUUAUGUUAACAAAAAUGUAAUAAAUAGAGAAUUCGUUAAAAAAUAUUUUUAUUAUUCAUACUACCGCUAAUAUAUAAAAAAUAAUAAAUAAUUGAAACUGUAUUUUUGUGAACUAGAUCCAUCUAUAAUAAAAAUAUAGUUAAAUGUGAUAAUUUCAACAAGAUAUUUAAAAAAAUAGAAAGUGAAUUUCUAGAUAAUUUGUACCAUCAACAUUACAAAUAUUACAAAAGUUGAUUGUAGUAUUUCAUAUAUCAUCACUGAAAAUGAAUCUACUUUUAUCAAAUAUUUAAGAUUAAUGUAGCAUUUACUUUAAAACGCAUUCUUUGCAAAUGUACAUUCAUACUGUUAUAAAUGUCUUGUCAAUA
Molecule: messenger RNA, 5852 nt
Organism: Vespula vulgaris
Lineage: Eukaryota; Metazoa; Arthropoda; Insecta; Hymenoptera; Vespidae
Product: serine/threonine-protein phosphatase 4 regulatory subunit 4-like
Exons: 17
Coding region: 1263-4787 (1174 amino acids)
Cellular component (GO): protein serine/threonine phosphatase complex; cytosol
Molecular function (GO): protein binding; protein phosphatase regulator activity
Source: RefSeq, a predicted model, not a curated record